CUUCUGGGUCAUCGAAGAAGACAACAGCGACUUGAGCAAGAUGAAGACGAUCUGUUUGGUUUUAGUCAGCUUAGCGGCGGCAUAUGCUGCUAAGAUUGAAACGGUGUUUAAAUUUGAACAGUUAGAAGAGAUCCAAGUGAAGGACGAUUCAGAGGGCGUGCACUGGGCAGUGAUAGUUGCAGGUUCAAAUGGCUGGUAUAACUACAGACAUCAGGCUGAUGCCUGCCAUGCCUAUCAGAUCCUGCACAGAAAUGGCAUCCCGGAUGAGAGGAUUGUGGUCAUGAUGUAUGAUGACAUAGCUAACAAUGAGCAAAACCCUACCCCUGGUAUCAUCAUCAACCGCCCCAAUGGGACAGAUGUGUACCAUGGUGUGCCUAAGGACUAUACUGGAGAUGAUGUUACACCGUCAGUGUUCCUCUCAGUGCUUCAAGGUGACCAGGAAGGUGUACAGGGCAAAGGCUCUGGAAAAGUCAUCAACAGUGGCCCCAAUGACCACAUCUUUGUGAACUUUGUGGACCAUGGUGCUCCAGGCAUCUUAGCCUUCCCAAAUGAGAUGCUUCAUGCUGCCAAACUGAACCGGGUGAUCAAGUCUAUGGCAUCAGCAAACAAGUUUGCUAAGAUGGUGUUCUAUGUGGAAGCAUGUGAAUCUGGUUCAAUGUUUGACAACCUUCUGCCCAAAGAUCUUAAUGUAUUUGCUACAACUGCUGCCAACCCUGACGAGUCCUCAUACGCCUGUUACUACGACAGGAAGAGAGACACUUACCUGGGAGAUGUGUACAGUGUUAAAUGGAUGGAGGACUCUGACCAGGAGAAUCUUAAGGUGGAGACAUUGAGUAAACAGUUCAAGAUUGUGAAAAAGGAAACAAACACCAGUCAUGUGAUGGAGUAUGGAGAUUUGACGAUUGGUGAUGAUGAUGUGGCAGAAUAUCAAGGAAACAUGAAGUCAGGGGUUUUCAUUGCUCCUGAACCAAUUGUAUAUCAGCCUGUGCCGCUUAAUGCAGUGCCAUCAGAAGAUGUACCUUUGAUGAUUUUGCGUAACCGACUGGCCGAUUCUGAGUCCAAAGAAGAGCGCAUUAAACUGACAGACGAAAUCCUGGAAUUGGAAGCUAUGAGGCAGCGUGUGCGUGACACAGUGAAGCACGUAGUGGGUCUGUCCACCACCCAUCACACCCAGGCCACACGCGUUCUGGGGAUGCGUCAUCCCCUCCGUAGCUACGACUGUUAUGAGCCUGUAGUGGAGGAAUUCUCUCGCACAUGUUUUCACCUACCUCAGAAUGAUUAUGCUCUCCGUCACAUGUACAAGCUGGUGAACCUGUGUGAGGAAAAGAUUGCCAUCCAGACCAUUGUGGAAGCCAUUCAGAAGGUGUGUCUGGACAUGUAGAAUGGAUGACAGAGACGGUUGGGAAGUAAACACACCCUGGGUCAGCGGUGUUUUGGACAGGUGAUUGAUGCAUGAGCUUAAGAGUUGUGACCAGGAGCUGUGAUACAUGUACACAUUGUAUUAUACAUUGAUUUUCACAUAUUGAGGAUUAUUAUAGGUAUACAAGAACAAAAUUGUAACAAUGACAUCCAUUUUCCAGACCCAUCCUGUGUCACAUAAAGUGCUGUGUGUUUCCUGAACAGAAACCAUUUUAUUGCCAUCUAUAAAAUACAUUUACAGCUAAUGUAAAAUUGUGUGAUUUUUUCUUUUGUAAACAUUUUAUAUGCUGAUAUUUUAUACAUAUACCUUACGUAUAUAGAGUUGUACGAAAUUUUUGGUGUAAUUGUCCAAUAAAAGUAGAUGGUUUGGGUAUAAAUAGUUGUUAGUAAUGUCUUUGAGACUUGAUCUCAGGAAUGCCCAUUGAUUGUUGUUGUUGUUGUAUAAAGCAGUAAUUAUCUGUGAUGUUCAUGAUACAUGUACCAUGUACCAUGUUGUUCAUCUAGUAGUAAUAUUUCAAGAUGAAUUUAAAAAGAAAAUUGCAACCUUCUCAAACCUUAUA
Molecule: messenger RNA, 1979 nt
Organism: Liolophura sinensis
Lineage: Eukaryota; Metazoa; Mollusca; Polyplacophora; Chitonida; Chitonidae
Product: legumain-like
Exons: 13
Coding region: 41-1381 (446 amino acids)
Biological process (GO): vacuolar protein processing
Molecular function (GO): cysteine-type endopeptidase activity
Source: RefSeq, a predicted model, not a curated record